CAGGCGCUGCUGCGUGCAGGUAAAAAGGAGCAAGCGACACAAACAGAAAACAUUUAUCGUGACUGAAAGCGAGGGGGGAAAUGGAAACGGGCCGCCAGGUGAGAGGCUAUCUUGUCGAGGAAGCUCAAAUGCGACGCGUUUAAGUGCGUGAAAAAAGCGCAACACCUUCUGGUUCUUGGAAGAAAGUGGCGUUGUGUCAACCAUCGUUCAGGCUCCCGGGCACGCUUUGUACAGCAAGCAACUUGGACAGCUGCGUGUUUUCAAGCAAGCCAUCAACAAAGAAUGAAAGCAUUCAAACGAGCUCUGGAAGAUGAGCAUCGCCCAGAGCAGGAGCACUCCUCGGCCGUGUCGGACAGCGAUGACGGCUCCCCCCUUGACCUGUCAGGUAGAGGACUCUUUGGGAAGCGCCGUCGCCGCGGCAACCUGCCCAAGGAGGCGGUGCAGAUUCUACGGAGAUGGCUGUACGAGCACCGUUUCAACGCCUACCCAUCAGAGCAGGAGAAGCUGAGUCUGUCGGGCCAGACCAACCUCUCUGUGCUGCAGAUCUGUAACUGGUUCAUCAAUGCACGCCGACGCCUCCUCCCAGACCUCCUUCGCAAAGAUGGCAAAGAUCCCACCAAGUUCACCAUCUCCCGCAAGGUCGGAGGCAAAAGCGAAGGCCCCUCAUCUAACGGAGGUGGCGCCAGCUCUCCAGAAAGUAACUCUUCCUCUUCUUCCACUCAGCAACGCCCAUCUGUCAUCCGCUCUGCUCCCACGUUGGAUCUCAGCCUUCUUGGUAACACGGCUACAGCUAUCCUGACAGGAGCAGGCUACCCCGGCAAGGAGGGCUCAGUCCAGGCUCUGAUGAAGCUUGAUACACAGAGUCUGCUGAGGGAAGCAGAGGAACAGGGGGCUUCUCUCUCCAGCACAACAGCAGCAGCUAGCCCCACCAGCGGCCUCUUUAACACACCUCCACCGACUCCUCCUGAGCUGUUCCCAACGCACGACUUCAGCGACCUGAGGCUCCUGGUGGAUGCAGCUCUGCAGAGAGCAGCAGAACAGGAAAAUCUGAAGAGACUCAAGGAGAGCCAGAACAGACCAGCAGAGGCUGUUAAGACUGAACUAGUGCAGGCUUACAGCAGUGACAUGGGGCCUACACCGCCUCCAGAGGACAGCCAGCAGGUUAUGGAUCCUUCAAGGGUGCAGAGUCUGAUGGAGAAGGCAAUGGCUGCUCCAGCUUCACCCGUAGCUUCAAUAUCAGCCUCUGUAGCAGUCCCAGCUCCUGUUUUAGUCGCAGCACAGAGGCAGUCUCCUCUUCCAAUGAAUAAAAUCAUCUGGAGCCCAAUGGAGAAGCCUGCUGCCAGAUCUUCCAGCCCAAACCAGCCUCUUCUUAUCCCAGUGCCAGUUUCUGCCUCAGUCUUAGUCCAGCCGAAUGCUCAGAAUCCAGUUGCUGCUCAAACGUCAUCAUCAACUCCAACCUCCAGCCCUGCUCCACUCCCCUCUACAUGCUCUACAGUGCCAGCUACAAGGCCAGCCUCGGUGCCAUCUCCUGUCCUGCUUCCUGGCAAGCACAGCCCCCCCUCCGUCACUAGUCCAAGCCAGGGCUCAACCCAAAGUAUAGCAUUUGUUUCGACAGCCCCUGCCCAGAGAGGAGUCCCACUUUACCUACCGUUCCACAACUCCCCCCUCAUCCCCGUCGCUGUCACUCAUACGUUGCCCGUUUCAACCACACAGUCAUCACCAGCCUCAGCUCUCGACUCUACACAAGCUCCAACAACUCCUCCUGCUUCUGCCUCAACAACUUCCCCUCCUCUAAUGGCUUCUCAGCACACUCCUCAGUCUUCUUCCUCCUCUAGCAGCAGUAGUAGCAUUAACAGUAGCACACAGAGGAAUUCAGCAAUAGUCCCCAGCGUCUGGAGUGUGGUCCACUCUGAAAGCAGACAACCCACCUCUAUUCAAGUGGUGAAGACCCCCAUUAGCAGUGUGUGGGGCCCACAGCACAGUCUGCACACCGUGAGUGAGACUGUUAACUAAUAGCUGGAAGCUAUUAGUGUAAAUGUUUAGAGGCAGAGAUCUGACAUUCCUUUUGGCCAGACAACAAUGUAAAUAGGAGAAUGUAUCAUCAUCCCUUUCAUUAAGACUGUGCCUGCAGAGAACAGGGAACUUGGAAAAGGUGACUUCCAGAACACUAGGUGUGCCAUUUUAUUGUCUAAAUAUGUUCAGUAAGGAGGCACCUGCUGGUUAUGAACAAUCCCCAGUUUGACAUGAAAGUAAAGUGCUUUUUUAUUUUUAAAUGAAACGUUCACAUUUCUUUCCACAUGACAUUUAUGAAUGAGGAGAAAAAUAUCCAGUAAUUGUAAAUGUUUCAGUCAGUGUAGUCUCCAGCACCAGCAGUUAGCCUCUUCAGUAGCAGUACCGGACUCUGUUGAAUGUACAAAAGUCAGUUUUAUCAUUGGCUAGGCUGCCUGUCAUUCAUCCCCCCCAGGAGGAAGGGAAGACAGGAUUUCUCAUUUUUCUUGCACAUCUCCCCCUUUUCCUUGGAGAUGAAUAGAAGGGAACGUGAUUGUACUCAAGCUUGUCUGAAUGUCAAGCCUUGACUUUCAUACUCGUAUCUCUUCCUCACUUCCUGUCUUUUUAGAGCAAAGUGACUACAUUGGCCCUCGUUAUUAUCUUGCAAGCUUUUUAACACCAAGUAUUUGCUUUCCUGGUUCACUUCCAGAUAUUUUUUGGAUGAGAGCGAAGCGUCUUCUUUAUGUGUAAAUACUUCAGGGACUGAUGUUAAGGGGGAGACUGGUUGAGAUAGGAUGAAGCAAAGAAUGUCGUAUUGGAUAUGUUACAGAAAUCAAUGUCAGUGGAGAGGUGAGCAGCUUGGUGAUCUGAUGACAUCACGCUCUUACAUUUUCACUGAAACGUUACACCUGCUGCUGAGAGUCGAGGCACCUUUUCUCUUUGGUGCUGCAAACACUUUUAAUGUCUAAUCCUCACAUUUAGGGAUGAUAAUUUAUUCGGAUUCUCCUGUCCAGUGAGCGUAAGGACCUGGUCAAUGUAUUUCAAGCCUGAAUGUCUUACAUUAGGAAAGAAACUCAUGAGUAAAGUGUCUUGAUAAAGCAAAUGUAGCAGAUCAACUGAUAGAGCUCAUUUUUUUCCAACCAAGGAGGGUCAUAGCAUUAAAUCAAGUUUCCCAUCAGAUCUCUCUGCCUGUUUAGAAAUGGUUUUCUUUAGCUCAUUCACAAAGCUGUAGUUUCCAUGAAACUGUCUUAGCAUGAACACUUUAUGGCCACAUGCUGUCUGGACGGUAGCAUAGCAUGAUUUGGCACAGUCACGGUCCAGAGCUGUGCCUAGGUCAGUCUGUUACAUUCAGAGAACAAAUGGAGAACUGGUAGUUUAUAUCUAAACUCCAACACUCCUCUACUUUCCAUGUUUUUUUUGUGUUAGUCGCUCCUCACUGCCAGUUUUGAUCUGUGGAUGUCAGUGGAGUGUUUUUCUUUUUGUUCCAGGUACUUUCUAAACUGAUGUACAUUUAUACCUCAAUCUCCACAGGUCAUGUCAGGCUUGUUUCAUAUGUAGAAUACUAAGUAUUAAAGUAAUAUUUUUAUUCAUCAUGCCACUGUGACAACACCUUAUUGGUUAUUGAACUGGAUAUGGCUGGCUUAAGUCGAGGCAUCCUUUUUAUAGCUAGGUUUCUAUGUGAUUUUAGAUGCUCCAAUCAGAUCAGACAAUGUGAUUUAUGUGUGUAAAUAUUUUCAGCCGUAUUCUUUUUGUUGGUUUUGUAUAGGCAUGAACUUUGAAACUGUAGUUUCUUUACAGUCGAAUGCAUUCAAAAUGUUUUUCAAGUUCAUGUUGUGAAUCAUAACCGUUAGCAGUAUGACUGGCUGCUGUGCCUUAAAUCUACGACUGAGGGAUAAUGUCUCUUUUUUUAUAUAAAACUUCUCAAUAGUCUGUGCAAUAUAUGCCUUAAACUUUAAAUGUCUGUUUUGUAUAAACAUUUCAAAGGAAUAAAAGUUCAGUUUUUUCAUAAAACAGUUGUCCUGAUUUUUAUUUUCCUGCAAAAAUAAAAUGGAUUCAGUUAUUUAGUGUUGAGUCUCUAAAACCACCUGAUUCACCAGUGUGAUGGCAUCAUCAUUGGAUGUUAAGGGCUGUAAACAUUUCACUAACCUUGAGCAAUAGACCUGAAACAAUCCAGUUUCCAAAACAACAUUUAGACAUGCACAGAAGGAUCCAGAAGGAUUUUUCAUGGGUGUAACCCACUUACUCACUUUUUAAAGUAGUAUGAAGCAUUGUAUUUAGUGAUGCAACAAGCACGAAGAGCAAUUGUGCUAAUUCUAGAUAUUGUUGAUGCCCAAACUGAUUAUUUUAUUGUGUGAUUACAGUAGACAUAUUUUUGUUGCAUUAUCAUUGUUCAAUAUUCUAGAGUAAAGCAAGAUUUGACCCCAAUAUUUAGCUCAGUGGUUCAUGCAAUUCAGCUGUGCACUGCUUUUCCCGUGCUGACCCGUGUUAAAUUGGUUUUAUUUUAAGAAUAGAGCCUGACAAUUCCUUAACUGUACUAUUUUUUCAGUUUUUUGGUAAAUCAGUAAAUUUGAAAAUUCAUGGAUAACAAUAAUAAGUAUAUUUUAGCAUUAAAAAUAUCACUUUGGUUAAAGAGCUUC
Cheilinus undulatus (humphead wrasse) is the source of this 4625-nucleotide messenger RNA. Its product is annotated as flocculation protein FLO11. Gene Ontology annotation, molecular function: RNA polymerase II cis-regulatory region sequence-specific DNA binding; DNA-binding transcription factor activity, RNA polymerase II-specific. Bases 283 to 2013 code for a protein of 576 amino acids. NCBI's taxonomy places the organism in Eukaryota, Metazoa, Chordata, Actinopteri, Labriformes, Labridae. Gene Ontology annotation, biological process: regulation of transcription by RNA polymerase II. The record is from RefSeq and is a predicted model, not a curated record. The transcript has 3 exons.